AUGACCAGGGUCAAUGACCAGCACACAAGGUUGUCAAGCGAUUUGAGGUCGGCAUUGCAGAUUAUCGAUGGCGACAUUGUGCAGGCUGUCCAAGCCCUCAAAGAAACAAAGCCAGACCCCCUACCGGAUUUAGAGAGACGAUUGAUGAACUUGAUCAAGGAGCUGGGACACUACAAACGUGUCCACGAUAAAAGAGACUCCGAAGACUUCGAGUACCCAUUCAGACGAGGAGAACGCCAAGUGAAUGAUGUUUUCAAAGCAAUUUUCCCAGAUUUGACACCCCCGCUUGCGAAGUCGCAAACCAAAACGCCUAUGUUACUAAACAUCAACACUCAAUCACAUUUUGAAACUUUCGCGCUAGGACCGUAUCAGUUUCCGAGGCUUUUGAACGGACUUUGGCAGUUGUCUUCGUCCUCAUGGGGCAGCGGAAGUGACAAGAGACAAGAGGAGGAGCUCAUUCGACUUGUACAAUCCGGGUUUACCGCCGCGGACAUGGCAGAUCACUAUGGCGAUGCCGAGCUGGUCUACGCAAACUUUAGGAACCGCUUAUCGCCUAGUGUUCGGUCUCAGGUUCUUGCUGCCACGAAAUGGUGUGUUUUUACGCCGCUGACUCAGCCUUUGACCUCCCUAUUUGUGCUCGAAAAAGUCAAGGAGCGAUAUCGAAGACUGGGCGGUCGUGUCGAACUACUGCAGUUCGAUUGGUAUGAUUACUCGUGCAAAGACUAUCUUAAUAUUCUGGUGGAACUGGUCCGCUUAACAGCAAUUUACCCUAACCUAGUAUCAACCAUUGGGCUGUGUAAUUUUGACUCCGAGCACACGGUUGAAGUUUGUGAAUACCUGAUAGCCAAGACAGGCUCUGUUGGGAUUGUUUCCAACCAAGUCCAGUUUUCUCUCAUUGACUCGCGUCCACUUCAACUCAUGGUUAAUGUCUGCGCAAAAUACGGAUUAAAGUUACUUACCUACGGCUCGCUCUGCGGAGGGCUUCUGUCUGCAAAAUGGCUUGGCAAAGCUGCACCAGACAUUUACUCGGAAACACUGCAGUUGACACCGUCACAGCGCAAGUACCAUGACAUGAUCAUGAGUUGGGGAACGUGGCAAGAUUUCCAAAGUCUGUUAUACGAACUCUCCGCCAUAGCUGACGAGCACCGCGUUACCCUAACAAAUAUUGCGACUCGUUGGAUCCUCCAACAACCUUCUGUUGGCGCCCUCAUUGUCGGUACUCGUCUGGGAGUAUCCAAUCAUGUCGACGAUAAUCUCGCUACAUUCGGGUUUACGUUGAAUGCAUGGGACUUGGACAGAAUCGAGGCACUGGCGCUGGGCAUCAGCCGUGGAAAAACACGGCGAUUAUUCUCAAAGUUGGGUGACUGUGGGACGGAGUAUCGGAAUGAGAACUAG
This is a messenger RNA of Colletotrichum higginsianum IMI 349063, 1395 nucleotides long. Its product is annotated as Aldo/keto reductase. The record is from RefSeq and is a predicted model, not a curated record. The transcript is spliced from 6 exons. Bases 1 to 1395 code for a protein of 464 amino acids. NCBI's taxonomy places the organism in Eukaryota, Fungi, Ascomycota, Sordariomycetes, Glomerellales, Glomerellaceae.